Molecule: messenger RNA, 735 nt
Organism: Brassica oleracea var. oleracea
Lineage: Eukaryota; Viridiplantae; Streptophyta; Magnoliopsida; Brassicales; Brassicaceae
Exons: 2
Coding region: 1-735 (244 amino acids)
Molecular function (GO): RNA-DNA hybrid ribonuclease activity; nucleic acid binding
Source: RefSeq, a predicted model, not a curated record
AUGGCUCUUGCCGUUAUCACGUCAGCAAGGAAGCUACGUCCUUACUUCCCAUCGCACACGAUCGAAGUAAUGGCGAAUCAACCCGUUCGCACCGUAAAGCAAAACACCAAUCAGUCUGGACCGUUAUCGAACUGGGCUAUCGAGCUCAGUGAGCAUAACAUUGUGUUCAAAACUCGAGCGGCGGCGAAAUCACAAAUAUUCCAUGUCGACGGAUCGUCAACAAACAAAGGAUCGGGAGCAGAAGUCCAACUGCAGUCACCAACAAGCGUGUUAAUCAGACAGUCAUUCAGUUUCGGCUUCACCGCUUCGAACAACGAAGUGGAGUACAAGUCGUUAAUUGCAGGGCUACAAUUCGCUAAGGCGGUCAAGGAAAAAUGGCUCAGUACCUACUGUGACUCGCAACUCGUCACCAGUCAGUUUAGCGGCGACUACGGUGACCGCAACGAACGAAUGGAAGCCUACCAAAAAGUCUUCCAAGCACUCGCUAAAGACUUUGAAUUAUUCGAACUCACCAAAGUCCCUAGAGGAGAGAACGUGUACGCCGACGCUCUCGCUGCCUUAGGCAGCAGACUGCACGAUCAGGUGAAACGAACCAUUCCUAUGCACAAGAUCAACAAACCGAGCAUCGCGCUGCCAUCUAGCGAAACAACCAUCGUAGAACCCAUAACUGAAGUUGUCCCCAUGGAUGAAGACCCCGCAACGGAACAAACCGAAGCCCCCGACUGGAGAACAUAA